AUGACUGGCUUAUCCUCCACCGAUCCCUUGGCCGCGAGGGAUGCUUCCACACUUCGCAGUCUCUCAGAUACACCCACCACGCAUGAAAUGGACGACAGUCCAACUGUUCCUUUACUUCAGGACUAUCAAAGAAGUUCUAUAUCCAGCGAGCAGUCGGUGCGCCAAGACAUCACCGAUAAUGAAGCUGGAAAAAGAACAUUGGCUAAAAUUGACCGUACCAUUAUUCCUCUUUUGUUCAUAACAUACAUGUUCAAUUUCAUGGACAAGGUCAUAUUGUCUAGUGCAGCUGUAUUCGGGUUGAUAGAAGACACUCAUCUCAAAGGCCAACAGUACAGCUGGGUAGGAAGCGUCUUCUACCUAGGCUAUCUACUUUGGACUUAUCCAACUACCAUUCUUGUUGCAAGCCUCCCCAUUGGAAAGUAUCUUACGGCCAAUACGAUAUUCUGGGGCUUGGUCGUCGCUUUCACUGCCGCGUGUCAGAACUUUGGCGGUCUCUUGUUCAUGCGGUUCUUCCUUGGCAUUGCCGAAGCGACGAUAACACCAGGCUUCAUGUUCCUUACUUCAUCAUGGUACACACGCGAUGAGAUGCCGACCCGUGUGGGAAUCUGGUUCUCGGGCAACUCUGUCGGGGGACUAGUCGCGAGUUUGCUCGCUUUCGGAGUAAGCCAUAUUGACAGCACGACAAUACGACCUUGGAGAUGGAUGUAUGUGAUAUUAGGCAGUAUGACCUUUCUAUGGUCUGUGCCCUUGUUCUUCCUCCUUCCUGACAACAUAUCAAAAGCCACCUUUCUCUCACCGGAAGAGCGAAAGAUUACAGCGCAGCGUGUGUCUACUUCUGGUACUGGUAAAACCGAGGGUGCGCGCUGGAGGUGGAACCAAGUGCACGAGUGCUUGGUCGAUCCCAAGUCCUGGUUCAUCAUUGGAAUUGAACUAUUCACUCAAAUUCCAAAUGGUGGCUCUCAAAGCUUUGCCAAUAUUGUUGUGGCAUCUUUUGGGUUCACUAACUUGCAGUCUACAUUAAUCAACAUACCGUACUCGCUUCUUUCAGCUGGGAUAAUUGCAGGAAGUGGCUAUUUGGCUGGUCGCUUCCGCACCCUGAAUUGUCUCCUCAUCAUUGCAGUAAUACUACCGUGUGUUGUCGGCAGUGCCCUCAUUUACAAACGGAGCCAUGUACCCCAAAGCCUGCAUCUAUUUGCGUACUUUCUCCUUUCAACCGGAUCUGCCGCAAUGCCUCUCAAUAUGGCCCUUGUACAGUCCAACUAUAGAGGAGUCACCAAGAAGAUGACUAUAACAGCCAUGUUGUUUGUCACGUACUGCCUAGGAAACAUGGCCGGACCACAUUUCUUUCUCAGGUCCGAGGACCCGCUGUACGAAACUGCGUUCAAGGCGAUCACGGUUUGCUACACUUUGGCUAUAAUUUGCGCUACGGGUUUGAGAGUUUAUCUCAAACGGUUGAAUGCAAGUCGUACACAAGAAGAGGGUAUUGUGGGAAGUGCUGGCUCAGGAGGGUUCGCAAGAGAGAGCGCUGGGGAAGAGAGUAGUGAUCCAACAGCAAAUUCGGAGGAUUCAACGGACUGGCAGGUUGUUGGAUUCAGGUAUAGACUGUAG
Fusarium poae is the source of this 1608-nucleotide messenger RNA. RefSeq lists its product as uncharacterized. Bases 1 to 1608 code for a protein of 535 amino acids. Gene Ontology annotation, cellular component: plasma membrane. Lineage: Eukaryota; Fungi; Ascomycota; Sordariomycetes; Hypocreales; Nectriaceae. The transcript is spliced from 2 exons. Gene Ontology annotation, molecular function: dipeptide transmembrane transporter activity; allantoate transmembrane transporter activity. The record is from RefSeq and is a predicted model, not a curated record. Gene Ontology annotation, biological process: dipeptide transport; tripeptide transport; allantoate transport.